GCCGGGGAAAUGGCCACAGGGACAGACCAGGUGGUGGGACUUGGCCUUGUCGCCAUUAGCCUGAUCAUCUUCACCUACUACACGGCCUGGGUGAUUCUCUUGCCAUUCAUUGACAGCCAGCAUGUCAUCCACAAGUAUUUCCUGCCCCGAGCCUAUGCUGUUGCCAUCCCCUUGGCUGUUGGCCUCCUGUUGCUACUGUUUGUGGGAUUGUUCAUCACCUACGUGAUGCUGAAGAACCAGAGGGUGACCAAGAAGACUCAGUGAAGCCCCAGCAGGGAUAAGGCUGCCAAGCCCUUUUCAGCGUCCUCUCCAGGGCAGGGAUCAAGGGUGGAAGCCCACAGGAUCAGUCCAGACACUGUGGCCCCUUCCAGCUUGGCUGCCAUCCAGAUAUCCCUGUGGGAUGGAGCUGUUCAGGACUCCCCCCUGACUGACCAGAGCCCCAUUCCUCCUCUGCUCACCCUUCCAGAAGCCAGGAGGAAGGAGCAUCUGUAAGACUCUCUUACCCCCUCUGGCCAAGGCAUGAAAGAUGCUGGUCCUCCCCAUCUCAUUUUCAGACUCCCUGUCGCUUUUUCAUCUGAGUUCUACCGUCUUACCUCAAUUUUCUUGCUUUCACAUGCUGAUAUUGAACUUAGCAGGUCCUGAGUGGCACACGGCCUUUCCAACCUCUCCUCACAAGUCCUACUUCUCUACAAAGGCUGCUUUCCUUGGCCUCACAGAGCCCCAGACCUCACAAGGACUUCUGGAAAGCCUAGGAGAAGGCCUGACAGACCCCAAUACCAUCACCACCUCUUAGCAAACCAAGGAAGCCACACUGGGCCUGCCAACCAACUACUCCUCAUGAAACCUAGGAUCUCAGCUCCGGGGCUGGUCUGUUUGGGGAGCUUACCAAUAAACACUGAUGUUCUGUA
Molecule: messenger RNA, 908 nt
Organism: Otolemur garnettii (small-eared galago)
Lineage: Eukaryota; Metazoa; Chordata; Mammalia; Primates; Galagidae
Gene: DPM2
Product: dolichyl-phosphate mannosyltransferase subunit 2, regulatory
Exons: 4
Coding region: 10-264 (84 amino acids)
Biological process (GO): GPI anchor biosynthetic process
Cellular component (GO): dolichol-phosphate-mannose synthase complex; endoplasmic reticulum membrane
Molecular function (GO): enzyme regulator activity
Source: RefSeq, a predicted model, not a curated record